AUGCACGACGGUGUUCAGGUGAAGCAGCAGAAGAAGAGCAGCAACAAAUGGAGUUGCGCAGUCUGCAAUGAGAAGCAAUCGGUUCGAAAAGUCUUCGCUCAGGGAUUCAUGGCCAAGGACAUCCGCAAGUUCGUCCAGAGCUUCAAUAUGUCCCGCAAAUCCCUCGAUGACGGCGAAUGGCCACUCGCCGGAACCCUAGAUCCGGCGCCGGAACACUACGAUGACGAGAUCACCCAGAAAAAGAAGAGGAACGAUUGGUCUGCGUACCUCGACCAAGAGGAUCAUCACACCGUCAAGGAACAAGAACGAGACCAUGGAAAUGAUUUCGAGCCUCUGGUUGUGACUGAGUUGCCGAAAGGAGUACUCAAGAAACGCAGAUUGGAGGAGAAUUCAACUGCAGGGAAUGCCAAGCUUUUCAAGAAGCCACUUUUCCGUAACUCUCAAGAGGAGCCAAUGAUAGAUCAGCAAAGAAUUACAUCAAUGACUGAAAGCAAUGCUGAGAAAAAUAAUUAUGUGACGCCAGAUAAUCAGAGAACUGAAAAAUGCAAAACAACAAUCAGCAGGGGAGCCUCCAAAUGGAACGAAUACUUAAACGAGGACAAUGACAGUUUAGAACUUGCAUGGAAGAGGGGCUUUAAGGACCAUUCGGGUCCUUGCAACAACAGCAUCUUAGAGGCCAUAACUAGUGAGCAAAGAGUCGAAGAUGAUAUUCACCCAGAUUUUAUGUAA
Messenger RNA from Abrus precatorius (Indian licorice), 729 nucleotides. RefSeq lists its product as uncharacterized. The record is from RefSeq and is a predicted model, not a curated record. Lineage: Eukaryota; Viridiplantae; Streptophyta; Magnoliopsida; Fabales; Fabaceae. The transcript is spliced from 3 exons. Gene Ontology annotation, molecular function: chromatin binding. Bases 1 to 729 code for a protein of 242 amino acids. Gene Ontology annotation, biological process: mitotic G2 DNA damage checkpoint signaling. Gene Ontology annotation, cellular component: nucleus.